CUUCGCAACAAUCUCUGAUUAUUGAACGUUUUGUGUCAUCAAGAAAAAAAGAAUAUUAUAUAAUUAUUUAAUUAUGUCCUCGGUUUGGACACAAAAGUUGAGUGCUCUACAACCAGGAACGCAAAAUUCUAUCGUUAUUGGAAUAAUAAUUAACAGUGCCAAUCCGAGAGUAUUUGAACCGAGCAGCUCCAAAUUCAAUGAAGUAAGACGUGCGGUUUGGACAUUUACUCUUCGUGAUUCGCCCGAUGACUUUAUUAACGUGACUGUUUGGGGAAGAUCAGAUUAUGUCGAUUCACAAUUUAAUAAAUUUCCCAUCGGUUCUAUUGUCGAAGUUAUAAGCGGAAAAGUGUCAAAUCGAAGAGUUGAUGACCCAAACGAUGCGUUUGUUCCUACCGUAACGAGUUCGUUAAAUAUUACUGUCAAUGAGGGAACAGCAUUGAUACAAAAUCACGAUUCCGAUGAUAGAGAUCGUUUCGAGCCGUUAUUAAAAUUGCCAACAAAAUCAAUCGAUUCAUUGAGAUCUUUGAAAUUCGCUUUGGAACACAUCGAAGAAUUGAAAGAUCAAUUUAUUGAUCUUCUCGUCGUUGUCACUUUCAUCGGCGAAGUUCGGGACAUAAUAAGUCGAGACGGACGAAAAUUCAAAUGUCGUUCCUUUGAAGUAACAGAUCAUUCAACAAAUAAAUCGGUUGCAUUGCAACUUUGGGAUUCCGAGUGGAUUCGAUUGUCUGAACUUUGGGAACCCCGUAGAACAGUUUUAAUUUUAGCUGACAUUCGUGUUGGAUUUGAUAAAUUUAAGAAACGGAUAAGUAUGUCUAUAGCUAAAAAGACUUUGAUAACUGAAAAUCCAAAUAUUCCGCAAACGAAUGAUUUGAGACUCGCUGUCACGAAUAAGCCAGAGUUCACGCACACUGAUCCGUAUUCGAUACCAAAUUUGAAGUGCAUAAACUCAGUCAUGACUGUUCAACAAAUUACACAAAAGUUAAAUUCGCCUGCAACAGAAAGUAACGAGAGAAUUCAGUUUUUUGUUGUUCUCAAUGCGCAAGUUACUGAAAUGAAUUUGGACAGCAAGGAUGAAAACUUACUGUCUACAAAGUGCGCUCUGUGUAAGAAAUUCGUUCAAAAAGAUCAAGAAUCAUGUAUGAAUUUAGAAUGUCCUUCUGGGAAUGGAAGUCGAAAACCUUACAAUCUUAUCAGUUUGAAUGUGAAAUUCAAUCUAAAGGACGAUACCGGAUAUCUAAUUGGUUGUAGAUUUUUGGGAAGUGCCGUAGAACAAUUUCUCGGAUGUACAGCUGCAGAAUUUCAAGCAAUGAACCAAGAGCAGCGAACGGAAUUAAAAUGGCAAUUUCUCUCGCUUAAAUUUGCAGUUCGAAUGCAAAUUUUGGGUCCGACAUUGUCAAUAAAUCAAGCGAUUUAUAACAUUUUAUCAAUGACUCAAUUGCAAGAAUCUGUGGAUUCAUUUUUUGAUAGCGUUGUCGAUCAAUUGCCAUAAAACUGUAAAAAAAAACAGUUUAAUUUGAUUCAAAAAUUGUAAAAAUCUCGAUAUUUUUAAUUUCAAUUAACACUUAAUCUACAAAGUAGAUUUUAAAUUCAUAAUUUUAAUAUGUAAAAAUGAAUUUUUUAAAAUAAUUUAAUUAAUUUUAGAGUAAAAUUUUACUUAUCGAAUUCUAUUUAGAACCGAAUUGAAAAAUCUAUUUAUUUUUUUAG
Molecule: messenger RNA, 1704 nt
Organism: Leptopilina heterotoma
Lineage: Eukaryota; Metazoa; Arthropoda; Insecta; Hymenoptera; Figitidae
Product: protein hold'em-like
Exons: 8
Coding region: 74-1489 (471 amino acids)
Biological process (GO): resolution of meiotic recombination intermediates
Molecular function (GO): single-stranded DNA 3'-5' DNA exonuclease activity; single-stranded DNA binding
Source: RefSeq, a predicted model, not a curated record